UCAUGGGGCCCCUGGGCAAUAGGGGAUCAUGGGGCCCCUGUGUCCUUGCCCAAACUCAAAAAAGUCUAUGAAAAAGGUACUAGGGGCAUCUCAUGGGGCCCCCUACUGACCCCGGGCCGUCGGGCAGUGCCCGAGUUUCCAAAUGGUCAGUCCAGCCCUGGAUUGGCUUUGACCACAGAGGUCUGACAUACAGUAUUUUCCCUUCCACUGACAUGCAAUAAAAGGUCCUCCAUGACACUGCUGACCCCUAAAAGAUAUGUUGUACAUUGCAUGGU
This is a messenger RNA of Staurois parvus, 275 nucleotides long. Lineage: Eukaryota; Metazoa; Chordata; Amphibia; Anura; Ranidae. The record is from the annotation of a GenBank genome assembly.